CAUUGACAGUGCGCGACAGUUCGCCGGCGGUAGUUCGUCGUAAUCCGCUUCGUUUUAGUUUAUUCUUCGUAGUUUUUAAUAAAUAGUAUAGUAUUUCAAGCGUACUAGUUAUAAUAAUAAUAUUAAGAAAAAGAAAAAGAAAAAGAAAAAGAAAAAAAAUUGAGCAUCGAAGAAGUUCAGAUCGUAAUCAUUUUUAAUAUACAACAAACGAAGAUAAGAAAAAAAGGGAAAACGUCAAAAAUUCUGAAACACCGCCCUUCGUUGUCAAAGUAAUGGCCCCAUCAAGCUUCGAGUUAAUACUCUUCGGAUUCAUCCUGUUAUUACCCUUUCUCUAUGAAACAAGCCGGACUUUUCGUUAUUACUUCAAAUUUAUCCUCUAUUAUGGCAUUGUAACUAUCCUCGCCAUAGUAUUCAUACCAAUAUUUCUUCUACGACCGAAAAACAUCAAGAAUCUUGUAUUAGCAUCAUAUCCGUGUAGCUAUAUUAAUAUUUUAUUGGGAUUACGUUGGGAACUUAGAGGGAAAGAACAUUUAAAUCAAGAUGUAGCAUGCAUUAUAGUAGCUAAUCAUCAAAGUUCCUUAGACCUUUUGGGCAUGUUUGAUAUAUGGCCGAUAAUGGACAGGUGUACAGCAAUCGCUAAAAAAGAAAUCUUUUAUUUUUGGCCUUUUGGUUUUGCUGCUUGGUUAUGUGGAUUAAUAUUUAUAGAUAGAUUGAAUUCAGAUAAAGCCCGUUCUGUUAUUAAUACAGCCUCCGAACAAUCAAAAGAUAAACAGUUCAAACUAUGGAUAUUUCCAGAAGGUACACGACGUAAUACUGGAGAAAUUCAUCCAUUUAAAAAAGGUGCCUUUUAUGCUGCAAUUAAUGCUCAGUUACCUAUAUUACCAGUAGUAUUUUCAUCUUAUUAUUUUUUGUCUAACAAAGAGAAAAGAUUUGAUUCAGGUCGUAUAGUCAUAACAACAUUACCACUUAUACCUACUAAGGGAUUAAAUAAAGACGAUGUAGAAUUAUUGAUGGAGAAAACUAGAAAUGUAAUGACCGAAGCCUUUCAUGCGACUAGUACAGAGGUACAACUUGCACUUCCUUCUGCUAAGCCAUAUGUAGAAUGAUCAUUCUUUGAAAAUUCAACUGGCAAUUUGAUUGAAUUUCGAAAUGAAAACCAAAAACUAAUGUUUUUCUUUCCGCUUUUAAUGUUAAUCGAUUAUAUUUAUUUUUAUUGUUAUAUUUACAAAAAGACAUUGAUCAUAAGUCAAAAUCAUAUUCAUUCUUGAUAAAAAUAUUAAACGUUUUUUUAUAUUUUAUUUUAAUAUACGUUUUCUUAUGUUCCAUACAUUUACUUACAAAUAGUAUAUAUUGAUCAUUUUUUCCAUUUCUUCUCAUUCAUA
Polistes dominula (European paper wasp) is the source of this 1382-nucleotide messenger RNA. RefSeq names its product 1-Acylglycerol-3-phosphate O-acyltransferase 1 (gene Agpat1). Gene Ontology annotation, cellular component: membrane; endoplasmic reticulum. Gene Ontology annotation, biological process: phosphatidic acid biosynthetic process. Gene Ontology annotation, molecular function: 1-acylglycerol-3-phosphate O-acyltransferase activity. The record is from RefSeq and is a predicted model, not a curated record. Lineage: Eukaryota; Metazoa; Arthropoda; Insecta; Hymenoptera; Vespidae.